AUGCAGGCGGAAUCCACUAUUAUUCCAGACAGCCGGAAGAGCACAAUCCCAAGAAGACAUGUAUUUUCUCGGGGAGGCUCUUGGGCCAAGCACUUGCAGCCGAUAACGCUAAGGGUUCACAGCGGGAGGAAGACCAAGAAGCAUGCUUCCUUCACAAUCUAUGGGAGAGAGUUGCGCCCUGUUGCUGCUGCGCAUUUCACCCAGAGAGUAGUACUUCUGGGGCCUCCUAGCAUCAAGGCCAACUCCACCAGCAUUGUUGUUUCAGACCGGGUCCCAGAGCUAGCUCGGUAUCGCCAUAUACUUUCUGCCCCGCGAGAAACAUUUGGCGGAAGUCUGAGACCGUGA
Histoplasma capsulatum G186AR is the source of this 345-nucleotide messenger RNA. RefSeq lists its product as uncharacterized. NCBI's taxonomy places the organism in Eukaryota, Fungi, Ascomycota, Eurotiomycetes, Onygenales, Ajellomycetaceae. The coding region runs from base 1 to 345 and encodes 114 amino acids. The record is from RefSeq and is a predicted model, not a curated record. The transcript is spliced from 3 exons.